CCGCCGAACUCGUCGCUCAUCCCCAGGCAAAAGGGGCGGCUCUGGAGGGAGUCGCCUACCAGGCAACCGAGCGGAGGAGCUUGUUGUGUCAGCGCCCGUCAGCCUGCCAGUCAGCGAGAGAGGGAGGAAGCGGGACCGCAGCUUCUCCGGUUGGCCUCCCUCGGUGCUGAAGAAGAGGCCGCUGCCAAGCGAAGGGAGCCGCCACACACGCAGCCGUCCGCCUCGCCCCUUCUCCGCGGCUCCUGCUGCUGCUUUGUCGGCUUCGCAGCCAUGGCCGAGGCGCCUCAGCCGGUGGAGACCGACCCAGACUUCCAGCCGCUCCCCCGCCCCCGCUCCUGCACUUGGCCGCUGCCGCGUCCGGAGCUCGCCCCGUCCAGCCCGGGACAGACGCCGACUCCGGCCAGGGCCGCAUCCCCUUCUCGCUGCGGGCGCGUCGGGGCCCUCUGCGCCUCCUCGCCCGGCGGCGACCUGCUCAGCUUGCUGGAGGCUGGCGGAGGCGAGGGCUUUGAGGCGGGCGCGGGCGGUUCCGCCGCAGGAACGGGAGAGCUCGGGGCUCCGGGCGGCUGCCUCUGCGGCGACUUCCCGUGCCUCCAACACCCCCAGCAACAACAAGCGGGGCCCGCCUUGGCUUCCGUGGCGGGGCCCCGCAAAAGCAGCUCGUCCCGCCGCAACGCCUGGGGCAACUUGUCCUACGCGGACCUCAUCACCAAGGCCAUCGAGAGCGCCCCCGAGAAGCGGCUCACCCUCUCCCAGAUCUACGAGUGGAUGGUCAAGAGCGUGCCCUACUUCAAGGACAAGGGGGACAGCAACAGCUCCGCCGGGUGGAAGAAUUCAAUCCGUCACAACCUCUCACUGCAUAGCAAGUUUAUUAGAGUACAGAACGAAGGAACAGGAAAAAGCUCUUGGUGGAUGCUUAACCCAGAGGGAGGCAAAAGUGGCAAGUCUCCCAGGAGAAGGGCUGCAUCCAUGGACAACAGCAGCAAGUUUGCAAAAAGCAGAGGUAGAGCUGCAAAGAAAAAAGCAGCUCUUCAAGCAGGUCAAGAUGGAAAUGGGGACAGUCCAAGUGCACAGUUCUCAAAAUGGCCUGCAAGCCCCAGCUCUCACAGUAACGAUGACUUUGAUAGUAAUUGGAGUACGUUUAGACCUAGAACCAGCUCUAAUGCUAGUACAAUUAGUGGGAGGCUUUCUCCAAUCCUGCCAGAACAAGAUGACCUUGGAGAAGGGGAAGUACACUCCAUGGUCUACCCUCCGUCAACAACCAAAAUGGCUUCAACUCUCCCGAGCCUUUCUGAGAUGAGCAGUUCAGAAAACAUGGAGAACCUCUUGGACAACCUCAACCUUUUAUCUCCUAACACAUCCUUGACUGGAUCAACCCAAUCUACACCCACUACCAUGAUGCAGCAAUCUCCUGGUUAUUCAUAUGCUUCAUCCAAUGCAAGUAUAGGCUCACCAAAUGCAGACUACAGGAAAUACAGUUAUACUCAGACGAGCAUGAACUCCUUGUCGCAGAUGCAAGCUCUUCAAGACAGUAAAUCAAGCUAUGGAAACAUCAGCCAAUAUAACUGCCCUGUAGGACUUCUGAAAGAGUUGCUUACUUCUGAUUCACCUCCGCACAAUGAGAUCUUGGCAUCUGUAGAUACUCAUGUUUCCCAGCCAAGUGGCCGAGUCCUGGGACAGAAUGUAUUAAUGGCCACUAACUCUGCCAUAUCACCGUAUGGCAACCAACAGUCCCAUAACAAAAUAAUUGCCCCCAGUGCCCAUCCACAACAAGGACAUGUCCAACCAACAUCAGUAGUUAACAGCCAUACCUUGUCUCUCACACUUAGCACUGUGUCUCAUGCGUCAAGCUUAAAUCGUUCAUCCACAGCUAAAACCUCAGUACAAGUGCCUAUGAGCCACCCAAUGCAGAUGAACAGCAUAAACCCUUACACCACUGUAAACAGCUGUAAUGGUUAUGGAAGAGUGGGAAUUGUCUCUUUCCAUCAGGAGAAGCUUCCUAGCGAUUUAGAUGAUAUGUUGAUUGAACGAUUAGAUUGUGAUAUGGAGUCAAUAAUUCGUAAUGACCUCAUGGAUGGGGAAACAUUAGAUUUUAACUUUGACAGUGUGUUGCCUAAUCAAAGCUUGUCACAUGGUGUUAAGACAACAACACACAGCUGGGUUUCGGGAUAAGUCUGGAAGGCUACAUUUUAAAGUACUUCAGAUAUCUCUGACUGCAGGAAGUGAGCAAGGAAGUCCAGAGAUGUCCUUAACCUCUUUGCUUUUGCUUUUUGUAUUUUUUUUUCUCUUGUCGGACUUGGCAGCAGAUAAAUUUUUUCCUGUACAGGAUGUUUGCAGAUAAUUGCAGGUUAUUUGCUGCUAUCUGUAAGAAAUGUGCCAUGGAAAUGUCUUUAUUUGGAAGUGCCAAACUCACUACAAAGUUGUAGAAACGAAGAAAAUAUUUGUGCAUUGUAUUGUGCAUUGAUUGUGUAAAACUGUUUCUUUAGGAAUAUAUUAGACCCAAGAAGAGGUUAACACUGUUAAUACUAUGAUAGUUUUAACCUUCAUUCACUCGCAAUCCCAUGUAUCUUUUGAUCUGAUGAACUCACGAGAACUGUGGAACAGCUGGAUUAACUGCCUUAAGUGUAUUAAAAUUGUACAUUUUGUAUGAACACAUAAUUGAAUAUGAUCUAACCAAAGUUGUCAGCGAUUUGGGACUUCCAAAUCAGAGAGCAGAGUGAAAGCUUUACUUUGUUGCCUAUGUGUUUGAUUAUAUACAUUUAUUGAGGAGCUGACUUCCUGAUCGAUUUCAAUUUUAUUGAUAAACUUGAAUUUUUGUAAUAGGUUUAUAGGUAUUUUUCUGACAUCUCUACUUUACAUUAGCUCCUUUACAUUUGCAGAAUCCAAGAUUCCUAAAAACAUUUGUAACAUUUUGUAUACAGUAUUUUAACUAGAUUGUGUGUGGGGGGGAGAGAAUUUAUAUUAGCGCUCUGUAUAAGAUUUUCGAAGAGAAAACUUUUAUAUGUAAUUUUUGAUGGUAGGGUUUUCCUGGCACAAAGGUGAACUAUCGGUGUAGGCAUACAGAUAACUUCUAUUGCUAUAUUAACACUGACUACCCCAAAGUGUUAAGUAUUGUUAAAUGGUUUGUAUGUCCAUAUCUUCAUAUUUGUAUUUAUUUUACUGAAGUUUUAUAAAGUUUGUAACCCCAGGAGCAAGAACCUCUCAGUUUAAUACCAUUCUAGUUAGUAAUCCGUUGUAGUUUCAGUUGUUCAUACCUGUAGGGCCUGUCAUUUCUUUUUCCAUUGCCUCCUGUUUUUAUUUAAAGAUACUCAAAGAACUAGAAGCCGCUUUAUAUAACAUUAGUAUAAGACUAUAUCUUGAAGAAAUGAACCUCAGUGAGUAGCUUUGCAAUCUAAUUAUAGAAAUAACAAUUAUUUUAGGUAGUGUUUACUGAUCUGUUCCUUCAAACCCUAGUGAUUUACUCUUAUUGAAGAGGUUUAUAAGGGCAAGCUUACAAUAUAGGUAAGGUGAAUAACUAUAUGUAAUAUAAAAAUUGUGAACUAUCAUUCUGGUGGCUCCUGGCAUACUAACUUCACUUGGCGUCAACCCUUUUUACUUUCACUUCCCGCCCCACCUCCAAACUCCAGGCAUAGAAAAUACUGGUUAACUGUAAGAAUAGUCUGACAAUGGAAUGAUUACAGCAGGGAUGGGGACCUGGUAGCCCUCCAGAUAUUGUUGGAUUCCCAAUGUCCAUCAGCCUCCGUCAGCAUGGCUGGUGGUUAGGGGUGAUGGGAGUUGGAGUCCUGUAACAUUUAGCAGGCCACAGGUUCCCUAUUUACAGAUCAGAGAGGAAUUGUGGAAUGCUAAGAUGUUUUGAGAGCGGGGGAUGAUGGGCAUCUGUCAUAAACCAUUCAUGAGCAGGUUAGGGUACAGUCCCAGAGGUACCUUCCAACAUAUUUACUCUUUCCUAGGUGGCAAGAACCUGCUUUCGACCAGGCAGCGCAUGCUUUCUUGCCAUCAGCUUCUCUCUUCCAAGUUGCUCCUAUGACUUAGUGUCCCUUUGAAACAUUUAAUAUAUUAUGUGUCCCAACUGGGGAAAGGUGGGAGGCUACAUAAAAGAGGUGUGGCUAUUACAGGCAACAAAGUGUAGUCUAAAGUCCCUGUGCUCAAAGUUUCAUACAAUUCAUACAUUGCACCCCAGUGCCCAGCUCAGUUUUACCUACAAUUAAGUAUAUCACUGAUAGCUGAAAGAGCCCACUAAACAUAUUGCGCACGCAAACAUAAGAACCCUGCUGUAUCAGGCCAAAGGCCAGCAUCUGACCAACCAGAUGCCUAUGUAAGCUUCCUACUUGUAAUUCCCAAUGCUAGGAAACUGAACAUUUAAUAAAAGGGUGGUAUAAUGAAACAAAAAUCAUGUAACAGCUGAUAAAACAUGCUUUUGCAUAUAUCUUAAUGUCUGUAGUCCUUUAGUUUUUAAAAAAUGUAAAUGAUGGCUUUAUGAAAUGUGCAGGGUUUUUUUUUACCAAGCAGCCUUGUUUUUGGCUUUCCCUCCUCUUGUUAGUCUGUGAGAAGUGUAUUCUACCAUAGAUUCUUUAAUGUAUUGUUUCUACUGUAUGUUGUAUUAAUAUUUGCAUUACUGAGAACUCUGCUUCGAUAAACUGACAAGUUGCAUACAAUGGUAAUCAAAUGUUGUAUUCUUGAAUGCUGACAAUUCAACAGAAUAUCCCUACAGAAGCGGAGAAAAGAUUAUUAAAGCGGACCAGUUCUUUAACAGUCUUAAAGCACAAUUCUAUACAUAUUUGCUUGGAAUUAACCCUCGCUGUAUUCAGUGGGGUUUACUUCCUAGUAAGUGGGUGUUAGGAUUGUAACCUUAAGUUUGCACUUGAUCAAUAACUGGAUUUGUGUUGCUGUUUUUUAAAAAAUAUUUUAAGUUCACAUUAUGAAGUUUUCAGGCUUGUUUAAUUUAUAACCAAUUUUUAAGUAACGUGAUUUUUUUGUAUUUUAUGAUUACUAAAAGUAAUACUCUGGUUUAUGCAAAAAAAUGUAACUGCAUUACAACUAUUUUAUGGAGGGGUAUCUCCCUCUUUUCACACACACCCCACCUUCUGCCUAAGCAGCAGUACUGACAUGAAAAUACAUCACACAUCAUUUGUGUGAGUUGUGAAAACAUGGAGGUAUUACUGCUGUACAUUGCAGAAUUUCAUUUGGAUAUUUGUAGAAAAGUGCCUGUUUGGAAAAACAAAAUAAUCCUUUGUAUAAAGCCAUAAAUGUAUAUAGAUAUUGCUUUAAUGGUGUUGUCUUUUGUAUGAUGACUUGUAUGCUGAUAAAGGAUUCUGUUUAUUUGUU
Messenger RNA from Rhineura floridana, 5322 nucleotides. It is a transcript of the gene FOXO1, whose product is annotated as forkhead box O1. The transcript has 3 exons. Gene Ontology annotation, molecular function: DNA-binding transcription factor activity, RNA polymerase II-specific; RNA polymerase II cis-regulatory region sequence-specific DNA binding. Gene Ontology annotation, cellular component: nucleus. The record is from RefSeq and is a predicted model, not a curated record. The coding region runs from base 271 to 2169 and encodes 632 amino acids. Gene Ontology annotation, biological process: regulation of transcription by RNA polymerase II; insulin receptor signaling pathway. Lineage: Eukaryota; Metazoa; Chordata; Lepidosauria; Squamata; Rhineuridae.